GCUCUGACAGACGCUCAGUGAAGCAACACGCUGGGCUAUAAAUACCCGAAUCAUAGAGGCUCUGCUGGCUGUAUUUGCAUACUGAACCUGGACGACGGGCAGACCCACACGUUUCUGUUGAUAGUCGGCCUGCGUUCGAGCUGCACAGCUGCUGGAGCUCUCUGCUCGCUGUUUCACUGCGCUCUCUUUUGUUUUGGACGAUUUCUGUUCCUGGACUCUGAGGAGAGUUGGUUUGAGGAGGCUGUGUGCUGCUCGGAGCUGCUAUGGGAGACUUUUGGGGAGAUAUUGCCAGUCAGAGGGUGGCCAGAGCGAUGUCACUGGGGAACGAUGAGGAGGCGGUGUUGGACCAGGGGAAGACCAGCUCCACCCUCUACACCAACUUUGAGAAAGAAGAACUGGAGAGUCACAGGGCGGUGUACGUCGGCGUUCACGUUCCUCUGGGUCGACAGAGCCGAAGGCGGCACCAUCGCCGGGGACACCGACAUCACAGGAAACGGCGGGACCGCUCAGACCGGGAGGACGGACGAGAGUCACCCACAUACGACACGCCGUCUCAGAGAGUCCAGUUCAUCCUCGGGACAGAGGACGGAGACGAGGAGCACAUCUCCCACGAUCUGUUCACCGAGCUGGACGAGAUCACCUUCAGAGACGGAGACUUCCAGGAGUGGAAGGAGACGGCCAGGUGGCUGAAGUUCGAGGAGGACGUAGAAGACGGAGGUGAACGUUGGAGUAAACCGUACGUGGCCACGCUGUCCCUCCACAGUCUGUUUGAGCUGCGGUCCUGCAUCCUGAACGGCACCGUGCUGCUCGACAUGCGGGCCAGCACCAUCGAAGAGAUCGCAGACAUGGUGAUUGACAGCAUGCUGGCGUCCGGUCAGCUGGAGGAGGGCGGUCGGGAGAAGGUGAGGGAGGCCAUGUUGAGACGUCACCACCAUCAGAACGAGAAGAACUUGAGGAACCGGAUCCCGCUGGUUCGAUCUUUCGCUGACAUAGGCAAGAAACACUCCGACCCCCAUUUACUGGAACGCAACGGGGAGGGUCUGUCCUCCUCUCAUCUCUCCCUUCCUCCCUCCCCACGUAACUCCUACAUCUUUGGGCGCCUCCUCCCCAGCCCCGCCUCCUCGCCUCAGACCACUCCCCCUCAGUUCCAACGUGGCCGCUUCCUGUCUGAGCCCGGCCCACCCAGCCCUGCCCCCUCCCUCCUCGAGGUUCCCCCGUCAGGCCACACCUCCUCCAGCGCCCCACGCCGUUGCUCUGCUCCUGGGGGGCUGUGGGGAGGAGCCAGGAUCCCUCAGGUGGUGGUUUUCCCCCCUGAGGAGGAACAGGAAGUGUUCAGGAUGGAGGACACGCAGGAGGAUCCUCACGGUCACUCAGGUCUGCUGGCGUCCCCUCAUUCAGCUCCAGGAAACCUCGACAGCAAGACCAGCGAGAGUCGUGUCAACGGCGGCAACAGCAGCAGCCGGGAGAACAGCACCGUGGACUUCAGUAAGGUGGACAUGAACUUCAUGAAGAAGAUCCCUCCUGGGGCUGAAGCCUCCAACGUCCUUGUGGGUGAAGUCGACUUCCUGGAGCGCCCGAUCAUCGCCUUCGUCCGACUCGCCCCCGCCAUGCUGCUGACAGGCCUCACUGAGGUGCCAGUGCCCACCAGGUUUCUCUUCCUGCUGCUCGGCCCGUUUGGAAAAGGUCCACAGUACCAUGAGAUCGGACGCUCCAUGGCCACUCUGAUGACAGACGAGAUUUUCCACGAUGUUGCCUACAAGGCGAAAGACAGGAACGACCUGCUGUCAGGGAUCGAUGAGUUCCUGGAUCAAGUCAUGGUGCUUCCUCCGGGUGAGUGGGACCCCAGCAUCCGCAUCGAGCCCCCGAAGAGCGUUCCGUCUCAGGAGAAGAGAAAAAUGCCGUCCGUGCCGAAUGGCUCCGCCCAUGGCUCUGACACCGUCAAGGAGGCGGAGCAUCAGACGGGACCGGAGCUGCAGAGGACGGGGAGGAUCUUUGGUGGUUUGGUGAACGACGUUCGGAGGAAAGUUCCCUUCCUGUGGAGCGACAUCAGAGACGCCGUCAGCCUGCAGUGUUUGGCGUCCGUCCUCUUCCUGUACUGUGCCUGCAUGUCGCCCGUCAUCACGUUCGGAGGCCUGCUGGGCGAAGCCACCAAAGGAAACAUAAGUGCCAUUGAGUCUCUGUUCGGGGCGUCUCUGACGGGCGUGGCCUACUCUCUGUUUGCUGGUCAGCCUCUCACAAUCCUGGGCAGCACCGGUCCGGUUCUGGUCUUUGAGAAGAUCCUCUUCAAGUUCUGCAGUGACUACGGUCUGUCCUACCUGUCCCUGCGGACCAGUAUCGGACUCUGGACCGCCUUCCUCUGCCUCGUGCUGGUCGCCACCGACGCCAGCUCUCUGGUCUGCUACAUCACGCGCUUCACCGAGGAGGCCUUCGCCGCCCUCAUCUGCAUCAUCUUCAUCUACGAGGCUCUGGAGAAGCUGGUGCACCUCGGGGAGCUUUACCCCAUCAACAUGCACAACCAGCUGGACAACCUCACCUUCUACACGUGUCAGUGUUCUCCACCCACCAAUGCCUCCGCUGAGGUCCAACAGAUGUGGAGCAAACAGAACCUGACGUCAGAAAGCAUCCAGUGGGACCAGCUGAGUGUGAAGGACUGUGUGGAUCUACGCGGCGAGUUCGUCGGCUCGGCCUGCGACCAUGACGGCCCCUUCGUCCCCGACGUCCUCUUCUGGUCCGUCAUCCUCUUCUUCACCACCUUCUUCCUCUCCUCCUUCCUCAAACAGUUCAAGACCAAGAGAUAUUUCCCCACCAGGGUUCGAUCGUCCAUCAGUGACUUCGCCGUCUUCCUGACCAUCAUGAUCAUGGUGCUGGUGGAUUAUCUGGUUGGAGUUCCGACACCCAAACUCAACGUACCCGACCGCUUCGAGCCCACGUCCAACACCCGGGGCUGGCUGAUCUCGCCGCUCGGUACGAACCCCUGGUGGACGCUGCUGGCCGCCGCCGUCCCCGCGCUGCUCUGCACCAUCCUCAUCUUCAUGGACCAGCAGAUCACCGCCGUCAUCGUCAACAGGAAGGAGAACAAACUGAAGAAAGGCUGUGGCUACCACCUGGACCUGCUGGUGGUGGCGGUGAUGCUGGGCGUGUGCUCCAUCAUGGGCCUGCCGUGGUUCGUCGCAGCGACCGUGCUCUCCAUCUCCCACGUCAACAGUCUGAAGGUGGAGUCGGAGUGCGCGGCGCCCGGCGAGCAGCCCAAGUUCCUGGGCAUCAGAGAGCAGAGAGUCACCGGCUUCAUGAUCUUCGUCCUGAUGGGCUGCUCCGUCUUCAUGACCUCCGCCCUCAAGUUCAUCCCGAUGCCGGUCCUGUACGGAGUCUUCCUCUACAUGGGAGUGUCGUCCCUCAAAGGCAUUCAGCUGUUCGACCGGAUCAAACUGUUCGGCAUGCCGGCCAAACACCAGCCGGACCUGAUCUACCUGCGCUACGUCCCUCUGUGGAAGGUCCAUGUCUUCACGGUGGUGCAGCUGUCCUGCCUCAUCGUCCUCUGGACCAUCAAGGCCUCAGCAGCCGCCGUCGUCUUCCCCAUGAUGGUUCUGGCUCUGGUGUUCAUCCGGAAGCUUCUGGACUUCUGCUUCACCAAGAGAGAGCUGAGCUGGCUGGACGACCUGAUCCCGGAGAGCAAGAAGAAGAAGGACGACGACAAGAAGAAGAAGGAGAAGGAGGACGCUCGGCGGAUGAUGGAGGAGGUGGAGGACGAGCCGCCGUACCACAUCAGCUUCCCCAUCAAGGACCUGAAACGACGUGUGGACCCAUCAGAGGUGAACAUCUCAGAUGAAAUGGCCAAAAGUGGCAUUUGGAAGUCCGUUUCCAUGAACUCUGACAGCAGCAAAGCUCUGAGACGCAGCAACAGUCAGGAGAAGCUGCCGAGCGUCCAGAUCAACGUGGAGAACGAGGACGGCCGGAGAGUCGUGGACGCCGAGACCUCGCUAUGAUCCGCCGCCGCCCUCCGGUACCAGGCGGCGCUGUCGGAGGACGAGGAGGGCGGGGCGGCUGUGACUGAUGGGACACUGAAGCCCUGGAGGUGAAAGGUCGUGGGAGAGCCAAUCAGGCUUCACCUCGCCAUGCUGCGUUUUCUCAGACGACGUUAAUUUCUCAUCGUUUUAUGGUGAAACACAGAGGCUCCACCGCUCGGAGCAAACAUGGCCGCCGCCGGUGGGAACGCUUCCCUCAGGAGCCUUCGGUUGGUUUUUACUGGGGCGGUCUGCUGCUGCGCUGUGAUUGGCUCCUGAAGCAUCGGACUCGGUGGACGUCUGAUUUUCAGAUGAUGAAUCAGAAAAACAGCUGAAGUUUAAUUUUAUUGUCUUAAUUUUCAGUUUCUGCUUUCAUGAAGCAGGAGAAGCUCGUCACCUCCGACAGGCUGUAUUUACUCCACCGUGCUGACUGUGACCUGUGUGUGUGUGUGUGUGUGUGAGAGAGAGAGACUGUGACCUGUGUGUGUGUGUGUGUGUGUGUGUGUGUGUGAGAGAGAGACUGUGACCUGCGUGUGUGUGUGUGUGUGUGUGUGUGUG
Molecule: messenger RNA, 4559 nt
Organism: Acanthopagrus latus (yellowfin seabream)
Lineage: Eukaryota; Metazoa; Chordata; Actinopteri; Spariformes; Sparidae
Product: sodium bicarbonate cotransporter 3-like
Exons: 26
Coding region: 264-3983 (1239 amino acids)
Biological process (GO): monoatomic anion transport; regulation of intracellular pH; transmembrane transport
Cellular component (GO): plasma membrane; apical plasma membrane; basolateral plasma membrane
Molecular function (GO): monoatomic anion transmembrane transporter activity; sodium:bicarbonate symporter activity; solute:inorganic anion antiporter activity
Source: RefSeq, a predicted model, not a curated record